GCGGGACCGGGGCGGGGCGGGGCCGUCAUGGCGGGAAGCGAGGAGGAGCCGCGGUACUCGCGGCAGCUGUAUGUGCUGGGCGGCGGCGCGCGGCGUCUGCCCGAGUCGGCGGUGCUGGUGUCGGGGCUGCGCGGGACCGGAGCUCAGGUGGCGACGGCGCUGGUGCUGGCGGGGACCGGGCGCGUCGUCCUGCACGACUGCGGUGCGGUCUGCACCGCCGACCGCGCCCACCAGUUCCUCCUGGGAGAGAGUGAUCUAGGCCAGAACCGUGCCAAGGCAUCCCAGCGGGCCCUGGCUGAGCUGAACCCCUGUGUGGUGGUCAAGGCUCACACCGAGGGGCUGUCGGAGGCCUUCCUUGCCUCCUUCCAGGUGGUGGUGCUGACUGAGUCCCCGCUGGAGGAGCAGCUCCGCAUUGGGGAAUUCUGCCAUGCCCGGGGCAUCUGCUUCAUCGUGGCUGACACCAAGGGGCUGGCAGGGCAGGUGUUCUGUGACUUUGGGGAGUGCUUUGUCGUUGAUGACCCAGCAGAAGGGGAUCCAGUGUCUGCUGCUGUGGAGCACAUCUCUCAGGGCAACCCAGGAGUGGUGACAUACAUGGGGACAGAGAACAGCCAUGGCCAUCUCUUCCGUGACGGUGACCUGGUGACGUUUUCUGGCGUGCAGGGGAUGACAGAGCUGAAUGGCCACGAGCCCGUCCCUGUGCGUGUGCUCGAUGCCUUCAGACUGGAGAUCAGUGACACCAGCUCCUUCUCACCCUACCGCUGUGGGGGUCAGGUUUCACAGGUGCAGCAGCCCCAGGAGUGUUCCCACAAGUCCCUGUGCCAGGCACUGGAGGAGCCCAAAAUCCAGGUGGCAAGUCCCGAGGAUCUGCCACGCAGCUGCAGCCUGCACGCCGCCUUCCAGGCCCUUCACGCGUUCCGCAGGGAGCAGGGCCGCCUGCCGCGGCCCAGGGCACCCGCGGACGCCGAGCGGGUGCUGGCGCUGGCGCGGAGCCUGGGAGCACAGCAGGGUCCCCUGGAUGAGGACAUGGUGCGCGCCUUCGCCAGCGUGAGCGCGGGGGACCUGUGCCCCGUGGCCGCCGUGGUCGGGGCGCUGGCGGCCCAGGAGGUGCUGAAGGCCAUCACUCGGAAGUUCCUGCCCCUGGACCAGUGGUUGUACUUCGAUGCCCUGGAGUGCCUGGCGCUGCCGGGGGCUGCGCAGCUGACAGAGACGGACUGUGCCCCGAGAGGCUCUCGCUACGAUGGUCAGAUUGCCGUCUUCGGGGCCAAUUUCCAGGAGAAGCUGGGUCACCAGAAGUACCUGGUGGUGGGAGCUGGUGCCAUCGGCUGCGAGCUGCUGAAAAACUUUGCCAUGAUGGGGCUGGCGGCAGGGCCGGAUGGAGAGCUCAUCGUCACUGACAUGGACACCGUUGCCCUCUCCAACCUCCAUCGGCAACUUCUUUAUCGCUCAGCAGAUAUAUCAGAGCCAAAAUCGGUGGUGGCCGCAGCAGCCGUGCAGCGCAUGAACCCUGAUGUCAGAGUGACAGCUCACCAGAACCAGGUGGGACCUGCUACCGAGAUACUCUACAAGGACAACUUCUUCCGGCACCUGGAUGGCGUUGCCAGCGCCCUGGACACGAUAGAGGCCCGCGCCUAUUUGGAGAGACGCUGUCUGUGCUGCCACACACCACUGCUGGACUCAGGCACGGAGGGGACACGGGGGAACGUGCUGGCCAUGGUACCGUCCCUGACCAAGCCUCUGGGGCCAGCCAGUACCGCCAGGGAUGGCACCUUCCCCCUCUGCACCCUGCGGCACUUCCCCCGCACCAUCCAGCACACACUGCAGUGGGCCCGUGAGGAGUUUGAGGGGCUUUUCCAGCUACCUGCAGAGCAAGUCAACAAAUUCAUGGAGGACCCAGCUUUCCUGGAGCAGCAGCUGCCAGGGAAGGUCCUGGAGCAGGUGUGGGACAGCCUGCGGGAGCGGCCGCAGGACUGGCGGGACUGUGUGCGCUGGGCCCGCCGGCGCUGGCAGAGCUGCUACCACGAUGCCAUCGCCCAGCUGCUGCACAUCUACCCCCCAGAGCAUGAAACCAGCCCGGGUGUCCCCUUCUGGGCUGGGGACAGGAGCUGUCCCCAUCCACUGACAUUCAACCCUGACAAUGACACCCACCUGGAUUAUGUUCUGGUUGCUGCCCAGCUCUUUGCCCAAGUACACAGGGUGCCACCAUGCAUGGACCGGGCGGCCAUCCAGGCUGUCCUCCGUGAUGUGGUCCUGCCACCCUUUGCACCCCAGGAAGGGCUCCAGAUCCCCCUCACAGAGGAACCCACAGAGGCACAAGUUCUCACAGAUCACAGGCAGCUGACAGAGGUUACCCAGGACCUGCUGCAGUGGAGACAGGAGCUGGUGGGGGAUGAGGACACACAUGCACCCUUGAUGGAGCCCAUCCACUUUGAGAAGGACAACAAUGUCCACAUAGACUUUAUCACAGCAGCGUCCAACCUGCGUGCAGAGAACUAUGGCAUCUCCCCUGCCAGCUGGCUGACGAGCAAGCGAAUUGCUGGGCGGAUCGUGCCCGCCAUCAUCACCACCACAGCAGCCGUGGCCGGGCUGGCGUGCCUGGAGGUCUACAAGCUGGUGUGGGGGUGCCAGGACCUCAGCUGCUACCGCAACAGCAACAUCAGCCUGGCCGCCUGCCUGCUGCUCCGUGUGCAGCCCCCGCCAGCCCCCACCUACCGGGUAGGACCCUCUCCCCCGGCAAAGUGCAGGGGGGGGACACGACGGGGCCAGUGGCAUCUGCUGUGGGACAAUGCCAAAGGGACCCAGGGGAAAGGAGGUGGCCAUGCAGCAAGGGCAGCCCGGGCCAUAGCACUCCAGAAAUGGAUCUGGGUGCCGCAGUGGGUUGGGAAUGCUGCCAGGCAGUGUGGAACCAGCUCCUUCCCCUGGCUGACCCUCAGCAGUGUGCCAUCACCAAGCUUCAGGCCCAGCUGUGAUGCUCUGGGGUGCCCCACGGCAGGCCCCACGCUGAGCCCCACAGCCAGGGUGGGAGGCUGCUGCGGCCGCACUCAUCUGGCUUAUGGAAACCAGCUGCGGCAGCCGGAGAGCAGCUGGCACCGGGCCGGGAAGCGCCGCCCGGGGGAGCGGGGCCGGGGGUCCCGGCGGUGGGGAACCAGGGAGGGAGAGCGGGGGUGGGGGCAGCCCAGAUUGGGACCGGCUGGGCUAUAGAGGCCCCUUUGUCUGGGGGUUUAUGGCGUGCGAGGCAGCCCUUCCGGCACGGCAGGAAGCGCCGAUUGGAACCAGACUGGCCCGGGGGGCCCAGGGCCGGGGGCAGGAAGAGGGGGAGGGAGGCGACUCCACCGCCUUGCGCCGGCUCCAGCACCGCUGAGGGCUGCCCCGCCGCCCCCUCAAACCCCACACCCAGCCCUGUGCCAUCCUGGCUGUAGCGGCCCUGGGUUGGCAUCAUCCCCGGAUGGAGGAUGCUGCUGGGUCUGGCCAUGCCCUCAGGUCCCUGCAGCAGUACCCAACACCUCCAUGUGCCAGGGCAAGGACAUCCGGUGUGACAUUUCACACCCAGCUGCUUGGCUGUGGUGGGAACACAUGUCCCCAAGGCCUGCUUGGUGUGACCUAUGUCCCCAUGGGGACCUGGGGCACCCAUGCUGGGGGCCAGCCUUGUCCAGAGGAAUAUGGUUCCCAGGACCAGGACAAUGUACUUUGGUGGUGGAGGGCUGGGCCAUGGCUUUCCCUGUGUGCCGAACAGUUACUGCCCUGGUGAGGAUGGGGUUAAGCCCUUCCCACCAGUGGGAUAAGUGCAGGCAGAAGGCGGAGGUGAGAAGGCAGCAGAAAGCAGGAGGGAGAGUGACCAGGUGUGAACACCCCCCCGAGUGGGGCUGGGGCCAGGCAGGCAGUGCUGGCACUGCCCGCAGCGAGGGCAGAUGGCCCUGUAGCCCUGCCAGACGGCGUGGGGCCGCGUCCGAUGCUUGGCCCCAGGCUUGGCACCACACUGGCCUCCUUGGGCUGGAGCAGGGGUCGUGGGGCCACAGGCAUGAGAAGAGAUGAUUGUGUGGGGCUGGGCAACUCUUCAAUGGCCUUUUGUGUGCCUGUCCUGGCCCGGGGCUAGGGGCAGUGCUGGCCCCACACUGACACUGACCCUUGAAGUGGACCCCAGCAGUGCUGGGGGCAUAGUUGUAUCCCCCACUGCCCCUGCACCACCA
Molecule: messenger RNA, 4184 nt
Organism: Taeniopygia guttata (zebra finch)
Lineage: Eukaryota; Metazoa; Chordata; Aves; Passeriformes; Estrildidae
Source: RefSeq, a predicted model, not a curated record